Messenger RNA from Colletotrichum siamense, 5622 nucleotides. RefSeq names its product Nucleoporin NUP145 (gene NUP145). Lineage: Eukaryota; Fungi; Ascomycota; Sordariomycetes; Glomerellales; Glomerellaceae. Gene Ontology annotation, biological process: post-transcriptional tethering of RNA polymerase II gene DNA at nuclear periphery; protein import into nucleus; RNA export from nucleus. The coding region runs from base 1 to 5622 and encodes 1873 amino acids. The record is from RefSeq and is a predicted model, not a curated record. Gene Ontology annotation, molecular function: structural constituent of nuclear pore. Gene Ontology annotation, cellular component: nuclear pore cytoplasmic filaments; nuclear pore. The transcript has 5 exons.
AUGUCUGGCUUUGGCAGCGGCAGCUUUGGCGGCUUUGGCCAGAGCAACAACCAACAGUCAACUGGCUUUGGCGGCUUCGGAGCCAACAACGCGACCAGCACCAGCACAGGCUUUGGAUCUGGUACUGCUACGAACAGCGCCUUUGGGUCUACCAAUAAUACCAACACGAGUGGUGGCCUUUUUGGCAACACUACUGGUGCCUUUGGCGGUGGUGGCACCUCUUCAAGUGGUUUCGGUUCUAACACCAACACAACCUUCGGAGCCUCAAAACCUGCUUUCGGAGCUUCUACGUCUACUGGAGGCGGCCUUUUCGGCUCCAACAACAAUAAUAAUACCAACACUACUACCCCUUCUUCUGGGUUUGGAGGCUUUGGCGGGAAUGCAACUGCAAGUACGUCAUCUCCCUUUGGAGGAUCUGGCGGAAAUCUGUUCGGCGCCAGCAAGCCUGCCUUUGGCUCCACGACGAACAACACCACCACUGCCACCGGCACCACGUCCUUGUUCGGCGGAAACUCUGGCACCGGCUUCGGUGGCAACGCCGCCACCACUGGAGGCUUUGGCGCAUCCCUAAACCCGGGCAUCGGUUCAAAUGUUGGCGACCCUCCUGGCACGGCCAUCACACCGUUCCAAGCGCACCAGGAAAAGGAAACUGCCGGAGCUGGAAAUCAGUCAAACGCGUUCCAAAACAUUCUCUUCCAAGAACCGUACAAGAAAUGGUCUGCGGAAGAGCUGAGACUGGCUGACUACGCACAGGGACGUCGUCAUGGUAAUGCUAGCGGAGCAGGCGCCUUUGGUGUUUCCAACUUUGGCAGCACCGGCUUCGGUGCGACAAACCAGCAGUCUGCAGGUUUUGGAUCGGGUGCUUCGACCGGAGGUGGCUUGUUCGGCGGUGCCAACAACAACACGAGUACGACGACGGCCACGACCACCGGUUUCGGCGGUGGUUCCGCUGGGGGGUUCGGAUCCGGAGGCGGUCUGUUCGGCAACCAGCCCAAGCCAGCUACUGGAGGCCUGUUCGGAGGCGGCAACACGACAACAUCCCAGCCCGCUCAGUCGGGCGGGCUGUUUGGCACAAGUUCAGGAGGUGGAUUCGGUACCACAAACACGACCAGUGGAUUCGGGUCCACUAACAAUAAUGCUACCGGAGGAGGACUCUUUGGAUCGAACAAUACCGCUGCGAACCAAGCCAAACCCGGCGGCUUUAGUUUCGGCAACACCGGGGCCACGACCGGUGGAUUCGGUGCGAGUAACACGACCAGCGCAUUUGGUUCGAACAACACCACCAAUAAUACGGGCACUAGCGGCGGGUUAUUCGGCAACGCUGGCCAGUCCAAUGGAACUGGACUUUUUGGCAACAACCAAGCCCAAAGUCAGCAGCAAGGAACUGGAUCAGUCUUUGGCGGAGGUGGGUUUGGCGCGCAGAACCAGCAGCAAGCGGGCUCGUCUCUAUUCGGCAACCAGCAAAAGCCGGCCACGGGCGGCGGUGGUCUUUUCGGAGGAGGUGGAACGUCGACUACCGGCGGACUCUUUGGCGGUGGAGGCGCCCCUAACAACUCCUUUGGCGGAGCAGGCACGAACAACUCAAGUGGCGGUCUCUUUGGAUCCAAGCCCGCUGCUACAGGUGGUCUGUUUGGAUCCAAUGCGGCAAGUCAAGGCACGAACGCUGGCGGGGGUCUGUUUGGCGGUAUGGGCACAAAUCCCCAGGCGCAACAGACAGGCCAAUCUUCUCUCUUCGGUGCCGCCGGUCAGAACCAGGCAAAGCCCGGUCUGUUUGGUACUUCACAGCCCGCCGGCAACAGCUUGUUUGGUGGACAGAACACCCAACAGCAAGGCUCUUUGUUUGGCGGCAAUAACGCACAGCAACAGCACCAAGGCUCUAUUCUCGGUGGCUCCGUCAUGGGCAAUACUCAAGGAAUCAACUCAGGCCCUCAGUCGCUGACAGCCAACAUCACUGAUGUUUCGGCCUUCGGGUCGCCGUCCUUGUUCUCCAAUCUCUCAGGUGCUGAGACGCCUAACCCAGGACCAUUGGCCACGCCCCUGUCUAGCAAGUCAAAGCCGAGACGCAGCUCCAUCCUUCCGAUGUACAAACUCAACCCUGCCUCCGCUGCCCGCUUUGUCACCCCUCAGAAGCGUGGGUUCGGAUUCUCAUACAGCACAUACGGCACUCCUGGCGGUAGCCCAUCCAGCGCCGCUAGCACUCCGGGAGGAGCCAGCCGCAGCCUGUUGGGGUCGUCGAGCCUCAAUCGAAGCUUAAGCAAGAGCGUGUCGACUAGCAACCUGAGGAGAAGCUUCAAUGCCGAAGAUAGCAUCCUCGCGCCUGGCGCUUUCUCGGCUAGCUCUGGACCGCGCUACUAUGGGAGCAACGGCAGCGUCAAGAAGCUGAUAAUCAACAAAGACAUGCGUAGCGACCUAUUCUCUACGCCGACCAAGGACAAGCCGUCUGCAGAUCAAUUGAAUGGGUCUCGGAAAUUGGCGAAGCGCGUAAGCUUUGACACCAGCAACGUGGAGGCCCCGGAGGCUGACGAUGUUGAACCCACCAACGCCUCGACGCCCAGGAGUGUUCUUCCCCAAGACUUGACUACUGCUAGCAUCAGUGUCAACGGAUCAAAGCCCCCUACCGGAGACCCGGAACAGGUCAAGGGCAAAGAACUCGCCAUCGUUCAUGAAGAAGACGUUUCGUCUCAGAUACCGGAAGUGGCAAACGAUGGUCUCGAUAAGGCCCCUGGCUCAUACUGGAUGAGCCCUACCAAAGAGACUAUCGCUGGCAUGACUAGAAUGCAGCGGCAGAGAGUUGAAAGCUUCACCGUGGGAAGAGAUAACGUUGGAUCUGUCAAGUUCAAACCCGAGGUUGAUUUGACCAACAUUGACCUCGAUGAAAUAUUCGGAGGGAUCGUCAUUCUCGAAACCCGCUCUGCGACUGUAUAUCCUAUCGCCGCCAAGAAACCUCCUGUUGGCAAGGGCUUGAAUGUCCCUGCUCUGAUCUCCUUGGAGCAGUCCUGGCCACGGGGUAGAGAGAAGCGCCCUGGCCAUGAUGUCAAGCGAGUUGCCAAACAUGUCGAACGUCUCAGGCGCAUCGAGAACACCACUUUCGAAGAGUACAACCCCGAUACUGGCGUUUGGAAAUUCUCGGUCGAGCACUUCACUACGUAUGGUCUGGACUACGACGAGGACGAAGAAGAACCCGAACAGUCGGAUGAUGUCUUGGUUCGCGACAACCAAAGGCACGGCGCCCUUCCCCAGCUACGUUCUCGUGACUCCGAGGCAAGCCCUGGGGAGAAUGACACAUUCGACUUUCGCAGAAACAAGCGACGCGCUCUCCCUGGUGCUUUUGAAGAGAGGGAUGAAGAGUACACGGAAGAAGAGCAUGAUGAUCUUGCACGUCCGUUCCAACCCCAGUCUUUUUUAGAAGAUAGCUUCGCGGGUUCGACCUCGAACGCUCUGGUUCUCUCAACGGAAGAUGAACCGGUUGACGAACAUGAUGUCGAAUAUGGUAUGUCUGAGGAUGAGGAUACGGCGGGAACUCACUUCAGACGCCAUCUUGCCGCGGAGCAGACAAUCGACUCGCCAGAUGGUGACAUGGUUGCCCCAGCCAGCGAAACUCCCGGAGGCAUUCUGCGAGCCAGAAUGCGAGCGCUGAAGGGUUCAGCCACUCCUAUCAAGCUGCAAGUUGCCGGAGGAGACGAAUGGAUGAAUAUGCUGCAAAGAUCCGUUAGCCCUCAGAAGAGAGACCGAACGUUCUUGCGAAGUGUGAAUGAGAUAGCAUCGCGAUCGCACGCGGCAGAAACAGAGAUGGGCCAAAAGGGGCGUGUUGUGUCAGACGGACGCGGUUUUGCGACGAGCAUCGAUUUGAUGAACUCGCUGUUUGAGAAGGCCAAGGCUCCCACCGCCGCGCCCUCGAGAGGAUUUGUUCAGGCUUCUGCAAAGGCUCUCAAGAAUCAGGUGAAGAUGACGCAAGUAGAGCUCACUGAGGGCGUACCCGAAACGACUCUACAUGCCGACACCCUCAUGUCUCUUUUUCACGACCAAGAUACCACCAGCCCUGCCAACGCACAUGAAAGGUUGGUUUGGGAGCUCGCCAGCAUUCUUUUCGACGGACCCGCCUCUGCCGAUGAAGAUCUGGGGAACGAAUCUCGAAAGAGUCGUUUGUCCAAGUUUUGGGCGGCGCUCGUUGAUUCUGCAUCAUCUCGAUCGGUUGCGCUUGCAAGGUCUAGCGAAGAGAAGGCUAUUGCAGCUUUGUCAGGGCACCGCAUCCAAGACGCGUGCAAGUACCUCUUGGAUGGGAACAACUUUCGCCUCGCAACCUUGGUCUCGCUGAUUGGCAGCAAUGAUCAGGCUAAAAAGGACAUGCGCGAACAAAUUGACGAGUGGCAAGACGCCAACUUUCUUUCCGAGUUUGCCGACCCCCUACGCGCCAUUUAUGAAUUGCUGAGCGGCAAUUCAGGCGUGUGCGAGGGAAAGAAAGCAGUACCUCUCGAAGACCGCAUUGAGUCGUUCGUCAUCUCACAGCGUUUUGGCCUAGAUUGGAAGCAGGCCUUUGGGCUCAGGCUCUGGUAUUCUAUUUCACGCAAUGAUCACCUUUCGGCAGCCGUUCGUCUGUUCCGGGAAGACAUAACUCAAGACAGAGAACAGCGUCCUCAGACAUGGUAUCUUGAACAAGGCAUACCGGCACUCUGGAACGAUCGACGUUCAGAAGCUCGCGAAGACCUUCUGUGGGGUCUCCUGAAGCUGUAUUCAGAUGCCGAGACUGACUUGGAAGCUGUACUGCGACCGGAGAAUAGUCAGCUAUCGCCUCUAGACAUUCGGCUGUCUUGGCAGCUCAGUCGCGCCCUGCUAUCCACAAAUAAGGUAUCCUACGGCCAUAACGCAUCUGAGAAGGCCGAUGCUUCGACCAUCGCUUUUGCCGACCAGCUCGUCAGCGAAGGAAGCUGGCUGGAAGCCACGUUUGUCUUGCUACAUCUCGGCAACCCAGACAUGCGAGCGAAGGCUGUGCAGGAGAAUCUUUGUCGGCAUGCGGCCCUACUGGGAUCCGAGACGGGGACCAAUUUCACAACUCUUACGCAGACACUCAAGAUACCGCCUUCUUGGAUCUGGGAAGCUCAAGCCCUGUAUAUGAGAGCUGUCAAGAAAGACGCGGCAGCCGAAGUACAUUGUCUACUCCGAGCCGGUUCGUACCCAGAGGCACACAAUGUGCUCGUUCACCAGGUCGCGCCAUCGGCGGUUGUGAGCCGCGAUUACGACGAGCUGGCGGUUACUCUCUCCCGUUUCGAAGGCCACGACCAUGUCAUUCCUGGUUGGACCCUCGGAGGUGAGGUCUACAAGGCCUUUUUGGAGCUCGUGAGCCGCCGGAAGCAACGGCAGCAAAUUUCCAUACAGGUGCUCGAUGGGCUUCUGUCCGGCCUGCCAGCUCUGCGAGAGAAUGCUGAGAGUGGAAAUAUAACCAGUCUGGCAGCAAUAUCUGAGAUGGGUUCACUCGUGGCUAAGGUGAUGGCGGAAGUACCGAGACACGAUCGGGAUAAUGCCACUCGAGUAUUGAGCCUUCCCCUCACUGAAGACGCCCAUCUCAAGCAUGCGCUUAACAUGAGCCUUUCCUACUACCAAGGCUUAAUGGCGGGGGGCAGAUGA